AUGGCCAUUGUAGUUGUCACCUCUUGCGUCCUGUUGGUUUUUUACCUUCUCUGCAGCGUCGCAAGGGCAAUUUCUUUUGCAUACUCGAACACGAAACGCAAGUGGAUUGAAAGAGAAUCCAGGUUCUUAGGCGCUCUUUUAAAAGAUUAUGAUGAAGUUUUGAGGUCAGAGGAUCAAAUCACACGGAAAGCCAGUCAGUUUUUGGAUUCUGAACAACUCAUCCAGGCAGGAAUUACUCUUCGACUGAAUGAAACGGAGCAGAGCUGGAUAACGAAUGCAAGAAAAGUGGUUUCGGAGGCAACGUGGUGCCUUGAGAGCUUCGAAGAAUUGAGAAAGCGAAGCAAAUCUUCCAAGUGGUUUGUUUUUUUAUUAAUAACUAAUCAUCUGCUACCCAUGCUUGAUGUUGCCCGUGGGAUGAGGCGGAUCGAGGAAAUGAUUAAUAGCAACCUUGGGAUGAGCCGGAGGAGGAGGAGUAGCAAAGGAAACAAGGAAGUAUGCGCAAGGGACAUCCGCGCAACACUGGAGCAGUCAAGGUCCAAGGUUAGAAGCCUGCUUGCCAGAUCCGUUGUUGAUGAGAUUGAUGAAUAUCAAUCUGUUCAGACACCAGCGCUGUGUGUUAGCUUAAGAGCUGCUGAGUUGGUGUCCUCCCUAAUGGAGCUGAUCAUUGGAAACUCAAAAUUGAUGGAUGGCAUGGUGGAGCAAGUGAUAUCCGUCAAGAUGCAUGUAGAUCUGCUGCCUUUUUUCAUGGAAGAUUUACAAUCGCUAAAGCUGGAAAGUGAAAUGGAAAAGUCAUGGUUGGUGGAAGCAAGCAAGACGGUUGAGGAAGCAAUAAAUGACAUUGCCUACAUAAAUAUAGCAGCAAAUCGACAGAAAUGGUGGUGGUGGGUAUAUUUCAGCCGUAAUUGGAGGGCUAGGCGGAAGCUCAAGGGGGGGAAUAAUGUCCCUUGGCUCCAAGAUCUCCGACCUUCUGGAAACAAAGGAAAGGAUAUGGACAGGCAUUUGUCAUCAGCUGUAGAAAACAUUCGUAACAGGCUCAUUCAAUUGCGGCCAACAAGCAAAGAGUUAUCGUUGUGUGUCAGCGCAAUGAGCAAGGAAAGUGCUUACUUGGAGCAAUUGAAGAAACUGACUUGUGAAGCAGAGCAGUACUCAAAGGCCUCCGGCAUCCAAGGCUCAGAGCUUGUAACCACCAUCUCGGAGAUUAAGGGAAUCACGCACGCAGUAAAUCUUCUUCAGAGAUGCAUAAAAGUAUAUUCGAUUGAGGUAAGGGCGGAUUCUUGCUCAGUAGUUGGUCUGGAAGAAAACGUAUAUGAACUGGUCUCGCAACUGACUUCUAACAGAAAAGAGCGCUCUGUGAUUUCCAUUGUGGGGAUGAAGGGAAUUGGUAAGACAACUCUGGCCAAGGAAGUCUAUAACCACCCUACCAUUCAGCGCCUUUUUCAAGUCCGUCGUUGGGUCUCCGUACCUCAAGUUUUUGACAAAAGUGAACUAUUGGAAGCUGUUGGAAACCAGGUCCUGAAGACGCAAGAGAAGCAGGGCAGGGAAGACUACUGGAUUGAGAAAGUGAGGGAUUUCUUGGAGGAGACGAGAUACCUUCUAGUGUUAGACAAUGUCUCGUCAAUGGAAACCUGGGAUGCUCUUAAAGUAGCAUUUCCAGUAAUGGCAAACAAGAGCAGGAUUGUCCUCACCACAUGCAAGAAGGCCAUCGCGUCACAUGCUGACCAAAAUAGCAUUCACCACCACCUUCGGUUACGAACCAAACAAGAGAGCUGGGAUCUUUUUUCCCAGAUAGUGCAUCACUGUCCUGAUGAACUGCAAACUGAUGCAAAGGAAGUUUUAGGGAGAGGCGGAGGCUUACCACUUGCCAUAAUAAGUGUUGGGUAUAUACUGUCGUGGAAGGAAGUGUCGACACCAGAGGAAUAUUUGAAGGAGCUUGAGCGUAUCGCUCAAGGACAGAACCGAACACUGUGGUUGGAUACUGUGCAAGUGAAUAAUGCAGACUUGCAAUUCGACGAAAUUCUGAGUAAAUGUUUGUCUUACUUCCAACUUUUCUCUAAGGACUUUGAAAUCCCUGCAAGGAGAAUUGUCGCUUCAUGGGUUGCACAAGGAUUGGCACAAGUAAGCGGAGAUGAGAAAACAAAAAUUCCUGAAAAUGUUGCAUACGCGUAUCUAUCAGAGUUGAUUAGGCGUAAUGUGGUUCAAGUGGUUCAAAGAAAGCCUAAUGGAAAGGUCAAGAUAUGUCGCUUGCCUAGUGCUGUGCGACAUCUCUUGUUGCAAGGUGGCAACGACAAUAAUAGCAGCGAAACAGGUUCAGGGUCAUCUCUAACUUCUCCUAAAAGUAAUGUAGACGGAAACUAUAACCUUCAUGAUUCUGAAGAUGGUAAUACAUACGAUACCAGUUCCCGUCAAAUUCAUGGUCUCUACACAAAUUGGCGAAAUGUUUUGCUGAAGGAAAGCUUUCCCCGAUCGGUUCUCUUCUUUGAUGACCGAGCAAAAAUCAAACCUGGAGAGGAAGUAGGUGAAAUUAUUAGUAGGGGCAUUGCUGGUGGUCUCUUCGGAAAACUACAGACUCUUGACCUUGAACGUGUGUUCAGACCAAAGUUGCCGGAGACCAUUGGAAAAUUAAAGCAGCUGACAUAUUUGGGAUUAAGGCGAACUUACCUAUUGACGAUCCCUGAAUCUAUUGGGGACUUGGUGAAACUCUUAACUCUAGAUUUGAAGCAUACCCAUGUUAGAACACUCCCUAGUUCAAUAUGGAAGCUGAAGAAAAUUCGGCAUCUCUACUUGAACGAGAACUGUCAAAUACAUCGACCAAUUUUCAUGAUAUCGAUGAAAGAUCUGAUGAUAUUAUCUGGCCUAUUUGUGGAGAAGGGCCAUCCUCUCAAGGAUUGUCUGGACAAGUUGACGAAACUUCGAAAAUUGGCUUUGGUAUUCAAUCUUGCACCUACAGAGCAAAUGCUAGUGGCGAAAUGGAUUGAGAAACUGACUGACCUAGAAUCUUUGAGGCUGAGAUCAAUAGAUGAGAAGAGGGCACCUCAGCAUCUGAAACUAGAGACCAUCUCUCACCUUACGAAUCUGUCCAGCCUACAUUUGUUUGGGAAGCUUGAAAAUCAGGUCAUCAUAAAUCAACUCCCGCAAAGCCUCACCCAGCUUACCUUAUCGGCCUCUAAAAUUAAAGAUGAUCCAAUGCCAACGCUAGGCCUGCUUCCGAAACUUAGAUCCCUUUCUUUCCACUCUGAUUCUUAUCUAGGAACACGGAUGGUUUGCUGCAAAGAUGGAUUUCCCCUUCUUCUAUUUCUGAAGCUUUGGAAUUUAGAUACCCUGAAAAUCUUGGCCGUGCAAAAUGGAGCAAUGCAAAUCUUCGCUACAUAG
Molecule: messenger RNA, 3369 nt
Organism: Prunus armeniaca (apricot)
Lineage: Eukaryota; Viridiplantae; Streptophyta; Magnoliopsida; Rosales; Rosaceae
Source: the annotation of a GenBank genome assembly